AAGUGAGAGCCGAGGGAAAGGCUGUUUUCGUCCCCGGUGUUCAGGUCACCCUGUGUUUGCUCCUGGUUCAAACAUGUGAGCGCUGUGUGACACUAGUACUGUGGCCGCGGGCUGAACCAUGGAGCGGAGCGACUACUUCACCUCUCUGCUGGCCGGAGGGACGGCGGGUAUGUGUGUCGACCUUAUUUUAUUCCCGCUCGACACCAUUAAAACCAGACUUCAAAGCCCUCAGGGAUUCUCCAAAUCUGGUGGUUUCCGCGGCAUCUACGCCGGCGUUCCUUCCACGGCUGUUGGGUCAUUUCCUAAUGCUGCUGCUUUUUUCGUGACUUACGAGACUGUGAAAUGUGUGCUUCACUCCGGCUCCUCUCCUUACCUCACGCCAUUAGCGCAUAUGGCAGCCGCCUCUAUCGGGGAAGUGGUCGCUUGCCUUAUCCGUGUGCCUUCUGAGGUCAUUAAGCAAAGGGCACAGGUGUCUCCGUCCUCGACUACUUAUCAGAUGUUCGCCAAAACCCUGCGCCAGGAGGGAAUCCGAGGCCUUUAUCGAGGAUAUAAAAGCACAGUCCUGAGAGAGAUCCCAUUUUCACUCGUUCAGUUUCCACUUUGGGAGUUUUUAAAGGAUCUCUGGUCAUGGAAGCAGAGCCGUCCGCUCGAUUCUUGGCAGUCUGCAGUCUGUGGAGCAUUUGCAGGUGGUUUUGCAGCUGCGGUUACUACCCCCCUGGAUGUAGUGAAAACCCGUAUAAUGCUGGCAAAGACUGGAUCGAGUACUGCAAGUGGAAAUGUGUUGCUGGCGCUUAGUGAUGUUUGGAGAACUCGUGGCAUCACAGGGUUAUUUGCCGGCAUUGUGCCAAGAAUGACCGCUAUCAGCCUUGGAGGUUUCAUCUUCCUCGGAGCUUACUCCAAAGUCCGCAGCUUACUAGGAAACACAUCUUCAAUAGGAAGCUGAAGACUGAUGUGCACCAAGACACAGCGGAAAUGGAGGAACCGGCAUAUUCACAGGAAUGUGGCCGUCGGGCUGAUCCAUGAGCCUCCUCCUCUCAUAUGUGACUUUUCUAAUAUUUCCAGGGGAUCCUUGUAGGACCGCAAAGCUGAGGGGUGUGCGCUGUAACCAGAACGCUCCACGUUUCUAGAGCAUUCGCUCCAAAAGUCACCAGUAAAUUCAGUCAUUUUUUUAAUCUCCUUCUAACCCUAAUGUUCAUAGCCCCCAACUCCAGCACAAGAUGGGUGAAAGCCAAAAUGGCCGCCUUUAUAGCUGCUGCAGGGGUUUAACUCCGACCUGAAGGGCUAAUAUGCCUAGAUAGGCAAUGACAAGGUCGCAGGGGACGUGUAGGUAGACAUGAUGUUUGGUGCACUGGGGAUUUUGAGUGGAACUGUAAUACUGGCUGCAUUUGUUGUGGACAUAAUUUAUCUCAUUGUUGCUGCUGAUGACAGAUCUGUUACUAUUUUAUUUCCCACUGUGCAUGAGGUAUGGAACGGAUUGGCUCAGUAACCCCAUGACCAUGUACCCAGUACACAAAUGAUGUAUUCCUAUAUCGUUCAGA
This is a messenger RNA of Bufo bufo (common toad), 1538 nucleotides long. RefSeq names its product solute carrier family 25 member 26 (gene SLC25A26). Lineage: Eukaryota; Metazoa; Chordata; Amphibia; Anura; Bufonidae. Bases 119 to 943 code for a protein of 274 amino acids. Gene Ontology annotation, cellular component: mitochondrial inner membrane. The transcript has 10 exons. Gene Ontology annotation, biological process: transmembrane transport. The record is from RefSeq and is a predicted model, not a curated record. Gene Ontology annotation, molecular function: S-adenosyl-L-methionine transmembrane transporter activity.